Messenger RNA from Balaenoptera acutorostrata (minke whale), 8487 nucleotides. RefSeq names its product muscle associated receptor tyrosine kinase (gene MUSK). The record is from RefSeq and is a predicted model, not a curated record. Gene Ontology annotation, molecular function: ATP binding; transmembrane receptor protein tyrosine kinase activity; protein binding. Bases 317 to 2932 code for a protein of 871 amino acids. Gene Ontology annotation, cellular component: signaling receptor complex. NCBI's taxonomy places the organism in Eukaryota, Metazoa, Chordata, Mammalia, Artiodactyla, Balaenopteridae. Gene Ontology annotation, biological process: cell surface receptor protein tyrosine kinase signaling pathway; protein phosphorylation; positive regulation of kinase activity. The transcript is spliced from 15 exons.
UGGUUGCAAAAGGCAUCUGGUAUUGUCCUUCUACCACUGUCUUAAAAGGGAUUCUAAAGGGAUUUUCUUUCCCUUGUUCCUCCAGCCCUACACUUGCAUUACUGGCCUAAGUGGAUACUCACCAGCUGGCCGUGUCCAUCAUUACAGCCAAGUCUGAGAAUUCCUGAUUAUACUUAGAGUCAGUGGAGCUGCUGACACAAACAGUCAUUAGCAGACGACCCUUUUGGAACAAACUAUGCUUUAAAAUGUAAACUGGAGGGGCAUUUUCCUCGUGUUGUCCAGAAAGAACUUUCUGCUGCCUGAGCCUGGAUUAAUCAUGAGAGAGCUUGUCAACAUUCCACUGGUACAUAUUCUUACUUUGGUUGCCUUCAGCGGGACUGAGAAACUUCCAAAAGCCCCUGUCAUCACCACUCCUCUUGAGACAGUGGAUGCCUUAGUUGAAGAAGUGGCUACUUUCAUGUGUGCAGUGGAAUCCUAUCCUCAGCCUGAAAUUUCCUGGACCAGAAAUAAAAUUCUCAUUAAGCUCUUUGACACCCGGUACAGUAUUCGGGAGAACGGUCAGCUCCUCACCAUCCUGAGCGUGGAAGACAGCGAUGACGGCAUUUACUGCUGCAUAGCCAACAAUGGCGUGGGAGGAGCUGCCGAGAGUUGUGGAGCUCUGCAAGUGAAGAUGAAACCUAAAAUAACUCGCCCUCCCAUAAACGUAAAAAUAAUAGAAGGAUUAAAGGCAGUUCUACCAUGUACUACAAUGGGCAAUCCCAAACCAUCAGUGUCGUGGAUCAAGGGGGACAGUGCUCUCAGGGAAAACUCCCGCACUGCGGUUCUUGAAUCUGGGAGUUUAAGGAUUCAUAAUGUGCAAAAGGAAGAUGCAGGAAAUUAUCGAUGUGUGGCAAAAAACAGCCUCGGGACGGCAUAUUCCAAGUUGGCGAAGCUGGAAGUUGAGGAAGAGAGUGAACCUGAGCAAGAUACUAAAGUUUUUGCCAGAAUCCUGCGGCCUCCUGAAUCCCACAAUGUCACCUUUGGCUCCUUUGUGACCCUGCGCUGUAUAGCAACAGGCAUCCCUGUCCCCACCAUCACCUGGAUUGAAAAUGGAAACGCUGUUUCUUCUGGGUCCAUUCAAGAAAGUGUGAAAGACCGAGUAAUUGACUCAAGACUGCAGCUGUUUAUCACCAAGCCAGGACUCUACACAUGCAUAGCUACUAAUAAGCAUGGAGAGAAAUUCAGUACUGCAAAGGCUGCAGCCACCAUCAGUAUAGCAGAAUGGAGUAAACCACAGAAAGAUAACAAAGGCUACUGCGCCCAGUACAGAGGGGAGGUGUGUAAUGCUGUCCUGGCAAAAGAUGCUCUUGUUUUCUUCAACAACUCCUACGCAGACCCUGAGGAGGCCCAAGAACUACUGGUCCACACUGCCUGGAAUGAACUGAAAGCAGUGAGCCCAUUCUGCCGGCCGGCUGCUGAAGCUUUACUGUGUAACCACAUCUUCCAAGAAUGUAACCCUGGGGUGGCACCUAAUCCUACACCCAUUUGCAGAGAAUACUGCCUGGCAGUAAAGGAGCUCUUCUGUGCACAAGAAUGGCUAGCAGUGGAAGAAGAGACACCCAGGGGACUCCACAGAUCUGGGAUACAUCUGCUUUCCAUGCCGGACUGCAACAAACUCCCCAGUAUGCACUGGGACCCCAUGGCCUGUACCAGACUGCCAUAUUUAGCAUUCCCACCAAUGACGUCCUCAAAGCCGAGUGUGGACAUUCCAAAUGUGCCUUCCUCCUCCUCGUCCUCCUUCUCUGUCUCACCUACAUACUCCAUGACUGUAAUAAUCUCCAUCAUGUCCAGCUUUGCCAUAUUCGUGCUUCUUACCAUAACCACUCUUUACUGCUGCCGAAGACGAAAACAAUGGAAAAAUAAGAAAAGAGAAUCAGCGGCUGUAACCCUCACUACUCUUCCUUCUGAGCUCUUGCUAGACAGACUUCAUCCCAACCCCAUGUACCAGAGGAUGCCACUUCUUUUGAAUCCCAAAUUGCUCAGCCUGGAGUAUCCCAGGAAUAACAUUGAAUAUGUGAGAGAUAUCGGAGAGGGAGCAUUUGGAAGGGUCUUUCAAGCAAGGGCUCCAGGCUUACUUCCCUAUGAACCUUUCACAAUGGUGGCAGUGAAGAUGCUCAAAGAAGAAGCCUCAGCAGAUAUGCAAGCAGACUUUCAGAGGGAGGCAGCCCUCAUGGCAGAAUUCGAUAAUCCUAACAUUGUGAAACUCUUAGGCGUGUGUGCGGUGGGGAAGCCGCUGUGUCUGCUCUUCGAAUACAUGGCCUACGGGGACCUCAAUGAGUUCCUCCGCAGCAUGUCCCCUCACCCCGGACGCAGCCUCAGUCCCAGCGACCUGACCCGCGGGGCGCAGGCCUCCAGCCCCGGCCCGCCGCCCCUUUCCUGUGCCGAGCAGCUGUGCAUCGCCAGGCAGGUGGCCGCCGGCAUGGCCUACCUCUCCGAACGCAAGUUUGUCCACCGAGAUUUGGCCACCAGGAACUGCCUUGUGGGUGAAAACAUGGUGGUGAAAAUCGCCGACUUUGGCCUCUCUAGAAACAUCUACUCAGCUGACUACUACAAAGCCAACGAAAACGACGCCAUCCCCAUCCGUUGGAUGCCCCCGGAGUCCAUCUUCUACAACCGCUAUACCACGGAGUCUGACGUGUGGGCCUACGGGGUGGUCCUGUGGGAGAUCUUCUCCUACGGCCUGCAGCCCUACUACGGGAUGGCCCACGAGGAGGUCAUCUACUACGUGCGAGACGGCAACGUCCUCUCCUGCCCAGAGAACUGCCCCCUGGAACUGUACAAUCUGAUGCGUCUGUGUUGGAGCGAGCUGCCUGCAGACAGGCCCAGUUUCACCAGCAUCCACCGAAUCCUGGAACGCAUGUGCGAGCGGGCAGAGGGGAGUGUGGGUGUCUGAGGUCGAAGAUGGGCAGGUAGAACUCUACAGUCUCCUCUCGGACUCUAGGAGCCAGGGGAGUCCAACACCAGAGGCCCAAGGAGACCCAGAUAGGAAAUAAUAGUAGCAGGCAUGGGUACCAUGCUGUUUGUUUCUCAAAAAAAAAAAAAAAAAAAAAGACGGGGCAGAACUCCUGGGGUGGGUGGAAAGUGGGUGAUGGGAAAGGCAGGGGGGGAAAAAUGUCAGAUAAUUGGAGAGAACUACUCUUCCUCAUGGGGAAAGUUUGUAUUACAUACUGUACAGGAAAGAAUGUCAUCCUGUUCAGUUCCUGAAUUAGCUGGCAGCAGAGUAAGACUGCUGUAUUAAAUUUUGAUACGAAAUGCAGUUGAGAGCUCCAUUUUUAAUAGAGUUCAUUCCCGUCCAUUAGGAAAGUAGCAUAUCUUCCUGUAAGAAGUUUAGCUCAAGCACAGAAAACUACAAAGAAGGAAAAACCAUUUAUCGUCUCCUCACCCAAAGACGGGAGUUGGUUUUUUAUUCAAUAUCUUUCUUGAGUUUAACGCACACUUUUAUAUUUGUUUGUAUUCUGCAGAGUUGCGGCUUACUUUAUUGAUAGAAGGUUUCCAAGGAAUAAAAUGAUAAAUCAGCAAGGCUAUAUUCUUAUUGUGAUAAGAAAUAAGUUCCCUUUUUCUGUCUUUGUGUUUCUUCUUUAGAAGUUUUUCCUUUGUGUGCACUUGUCAUGAAUUUAAUCUGCUUAUUUUAUUCCUACAUUUUCUUUUCUGAAAAAAAUCUUUUGUGGCUAAUUAAUUUACCUUUUUCUUUGAAAGUUUUUUUGGUACUUUUUCUUUGCUCUUCUCUUUGUUUCUUCCUUUUUUUCAGAACUCAGUUCUUUUUUGGUUAUUUAGCUAUUUUUUCUUUUUAUUUCAUCCAUACAACAAACACCCUGGCAGAAAUAAUAACUUUCUAAAUAACAUUGUGGACUAUUACGUAUAUACCUUUUGCAAAGUAUUACCAUUUUCUUCUGCACUUGCUUUUGAAGCCACACAUUUUAAAGUUGUCAUUCAUUAAUUUUAUUGCCACAGUCUAUUAAAUCUCUUUAUAAAGCAUAGUUUAUAAUAUGGGAUUUUACAAGGUGCUCUUGUGGCUCUGAGUUAUUUCAAACCUGAUGUUUGUGAAUUCUGACAUUUUUUUCCUUCUAGAAACCAAUUUGAUAGGCAGUAGAAUUAAUGUAGGGCUGCUUAUCAACUUUCUGCAUGACUAUUCCCCUAUCUUGUUACAUCUUAUGAUUCUUACAAAGAAAAAAAAAACCUUCUGGAAGUCAGAUUCUUGGUGCACAAGAUUUCUCAGUGGUGCCCACACAAUAUAGCUUUAUCUGAGGCCAACAUGGAUGAUAUGAGUCUCUCCUGAUAGAGUAUGAACCCAAAUUCUCCCAAAAAGCAAAUAAACAGGGAAGAGAAAAUAGCAGUCUACCCUAUAUCAGCUUACUUUCAUUCAACCUAAUUGGUAGUUAGGGCAAUGGAGAAAUGGUCUGAAUUCUUGAAAGUAGAUUUUCAACUGCUUCUGGAAGGCUCCACCUAAAAUCUCCAAAUGCACCUGCAUGCAAAAACUUUUUCAUCUUUGCUGGAAAACCUGCCAUUUUCUUGUUCAUAGUCAUUCCAGGCAACCAAGACAAAAACACAGACUUGUCCCUCUCCUUCACCCAUGAAAACUCUAUCAGUUUACUUUCUAAAAUUCUCCUGGACACACCACCUCCCCUUCAGUCUGGCUGCCCAUUACUCACACUCUAUCACUGCCUGUUGUCUCAUCUUUCUACCAUUUCAUGGCAGAGAAGAUUCCAUGGGCUACGACAAUACGUGCUUACUAACAAUUCUGAUUUACAAAUAAGGAAGCCAGAAGUUAGCACUGAGACCUUGAGAGGUGCCUUAGGUUAAAGUCAUGAUGGUAAGGCCAAAGUUAAGACAGUCAUCCAAAGGGCUAGAUGAGGAAUAAGGUUGCAGCAUGAGUCAAGCAGCCAAGCGGCCAGCAAAGCAGAAAACUUGGAGAGGGCCACCAUCAAGUCUGGAAGUUUCCCGUAGUUAUCCAUGGCAUGACACAUGUGUGUGUCAUAUAUAAUCUGCAAACGUCAAAGAUGUCUUCAGUUUUCCUCAGCUGACAGAGUUUUAUUAUAAAAGAAAGACAUGGAAGUCCGGCCAAUCAGAAAAACUACUCCAUAGAGAAGCAGGGUCAUGAGAGUUAGAGUUACUUGGAGGACCUGCCAUGGGGCUAGUGCUGCUGGGAACGUGUUGUCCCUCAGAACGGUUUCCAUUGCCCUGUUCUACUAUCUGCCGCUUUGAGCUGCGCUCUGCUUCCCUCCCCAUUGCUGGAUAACUGCCCUUACUUUCCUGUCUCUUCCGCAUGCCUUCCACAGCCUCAUAGAUUCUCUGUGUGUCUUUAGGCUCUGCUAUUUACGAUUUCAAAGCAAAAAAGUCAGAGAGACAUAGGUAAAUACAGUGAGUGAAUGAGUACGUGAGCAAGCAAGGAACUGUUAUAUAGACCAUCCAAUUUUACUAAAUAUUUAAAGGAACUGAAAACUAAAAUAACAACUAGAAAUCCCAUUAUAGUAACAAUAGUAAUAAGAGUAAUACCAUCAGCUAAAAAUACUGUAAUGAAAAUGAAGGAUAUUUUUCAUGGACUCAUCAGUAGAAUGGACAUAGCUGAGAAAAGAAUCAGGGAGCUUGAAGAUACGUCAGUGGAAAUGCCCACAACUGAAACGUAACAAGAAAAAAAAAGAGCCCUGAAUAUCCAACAACUGUGGGACAAUUUCAAAAGGUGUAACAUGCACAAUUGGAAUACCAGAAGGAAAAGAAUAAGACUAGAACAAAAGAAAUAUUUGAAGUAAUAUUUGCAAAGAAUAUUUCAAACUUAAUAACAAACACAAAACCACAAAUGCAGGAAGUUCAUGCAGAACAAACAACAAAAUUUCUGUACCUAGGCAUAUCAUAUUAAACUGAAGAAUACUGAAGACAAAGAUAAAAAUUUGAAAGUAGCCUGAAGGGGGCCAGGAGGGAAUGAGACAACGUACAAGUAUGAGAAUUACAUCGAACUUCUCUAUAAAGCACACAAGUGAGAGAGUUGUAUAUUUUUAAAUUGAAGUAAAUAUAUUAACUUAAAAUAUACAAUAUCCCUGUGAGGUCAGUACUAUCAUUAUGCCCAUUUUUUAGGUGAGGAAACAGGCACAGAGAGAUUGUGUAACUGGCCUUAAGCACACAGAGCAGCAGAGCCUAGGUUGUGACCAAAAGAUGCUGAACUCUCAAUCAUCAUGCUGAGGUGCUUCCGAUGAUUACAGAGGGAACAACUGAAUCACAAUGACUCUGUGGAGGUGAGUUAUAAUUUGCAUGUAGUUUCAAAGCAUACACCAUACCCCUUAUACUCCUGAUUUCCUAUCCCAGUCUUUUCAUUGAAUAGCAAAAAAGUAUAUUUUAGCAUUGUCAAUUUAAUCAAAAAAUCCAAUUGAUGGCAUGUGUAUUUUUUUUUGUUAGCUCUAAAUGCAUUUUCAAGUUUUGUCAAGAUCACUGUCUUAUUUCCUUAGUGAUCAUCCCAAGGUUCUGUAUCUCAGGGACAUGGGCCCAGUAUUUACCAGUACUGUUUUCCUUUUUAAAUACAGAUUUUUUUUCCCAUUCUAAAAUCAUUGUAUAAAUUCAAAAAGAUCAGGAGAGAGACUCACAGGGUCAUUGUUACCAAGUGUCAGGACAGGCACCAGUGAAGCACCCACAAGUGAUGUUAAAUGGUUGAAUAUCAAACAAGACAAGAGUUCCAGGGCACCAAAAGAACACAUUCCUUGGUAUCAUGAUAGAGCAGAAAAGGAGCACUCCUUCCACUUUGCAGGAUAUUAUAAACCUGUUCUAUAUCAUUAACUAUUCUAAAAGUUCAGUUUAAUUUCUAAAUAAUAUUCCAUUUUAUGGCUAUACCAUAAUUUAAUUAAUUUCUUAUUUUUAAAAUAUUUGAGUUUUUUAAGUGAAACAUUUGAGUUUUUUCCAGUUUUCACUAUUACAAACAAUACUCUAUUGGUCAUCCUCAUUUGCACAAGCCCAUAAUUAUCUCCUAUGGAAAUUCUGAAAAAGGGAAUAUCCAAGCCAAAUGGCAUGAGCAAAAUUAAGGCUUUUGUUUGUGUUGUCAUAUUCUCUAGAAACACUGUUCCCAUCUCUGCGUUGUACAAUGGAUCUCAUAGCCCUAAACAUUUGCUGUCAUACAUAGAGAAUUAAUUCUCUAUUUUUUAGAAGGCUUUUUUCUACUUGGUUAUAGAAAAAGAUGAUCUCAUUUUGAUUUUAUUUUUAAAUUACUAGUGAGGUUGAAUUUUUCUUGCUCCCAGGUCAUUUAUAGUUCUCAUUUGGGGAAUUAUCUAUAACUCAAUUUUCUACUGCAUAGUUCAUUUUCUAAUUGAUUUGUAAGUCAUUUUAUUUAGUAAAUAGUAAACCUUUGUCAUACAUUGCACAAAAGAGAAAAUACAUACAUACUUUUAUUUUAAAAUAGCAUUUGCUUUAUUAUUGCAAAAGCAAUAUUUGUUUAUUUUUUUGAAAAGAAAAAAUAAUAAGCAACAAUAUACAAAUAAUAAAGAAAAUGCAAAAACACCAACCAGUGGUAACUAACAUUAACUCAUGAUAAAUAUUGUUCCAGUCUUUUUCAUGUAGGUAGGUAGGUAAAUAGGUAGAUGAGAGAUAGAGCUAUAUAGAGAGAUAGACAGAUAGAUAAUCCUUUAAAAUGGAAACAAGAUCACACUGUUUUAUUGUUUAAAGCUUUGUUUUUAUCACUGAGUGUAUCAAACAUCUUCAAUAUCAACAAGUAUUCAUGUGCAACAUCACUUUUGAUGACUGAAUAAUAUUCUAUUAUAUGAACUUACAAUUUACUUAAGUAUUAUUCCAUUGUUGGACAUUUGGUUUAUUUCUAUUUUUUUGUUAUAAAAUACUGUAUUUUGAUAAUCCUGUUGCUAAAUUUUGUGAGCAUCUAUCUCGAGUGAUUUCUUAAUGUAUAAUUCCUAGAAAUAUCGAUAGAAUUUCUAGAUCAAAGGGUAUAUAUACUUUUAAUGCUUUUAAUACAUUGACAAAUUACUUCCUGAAUUAUUCUGUCAAUAUAUAAUCUUCCAGCUAGAUGAGAGCCUUUUUCUUUCAACCUCACCAAUACUGAGCAUGAGCAUUUUAGUAAUUGCCAACAUAACAGUUUAAGUUUUUAUUUUGUAGCUUAUGCUUACAUUUCUUUAAGAUAAGGCUGAACACUUUUUCAAUGUUUUGAGGACAGUUGAUUUACUCUGUGAUUUGCCUCCUAUUGUUAUUUUUCAAUUGGGUAUAUCUCUUUCUUAUUGCUUUAUAAAAAUGCCUUAUAUAUUGAGUUAAAGUUUGUCAUACAUGUUUCAACCACUUUUAUAACGCUAAAAAUGUAUACUUCUAUUUGUCUUUUACUAUCAGAUUUUAUUAAUCAGGAAAGAAUGUUGAAUUUUCAGUCUACUGAGAUGAUUAUGGCUUUUUCCUUAAUCUGUCAACAUGUAGAAAUGUAAGAAUUGAUUUCCUAAUGUUGAAAUGUUGUUAUGUUCUGAGAAUAAAUGCUCU